Molecule: messenger RNA, 1882 nt
Organism: Helianthus annuus (common sunflower)
Lineage: Eukaryota; Viridiplantae; Streptophyta; Magnoliopsida; Asterales; Asteraceae
Product: probable serine/threonine-protein kinase PBL28
Exons: 5
Coding region: 221-1882 (553 amino acids)
Biological process (GO): protein autophosphorylation
Cellular component (GO): plasmodesma; plasma membrane
Molecular function (GO): ATP binding; transmembrane receptor protein tyrosine kinase activity
Source: RefSeq, a predicted model, not a curated record
UGGAUCGUAUGGGUAUCCGGACCCAGCAUAUUUAAGGUCUGGAGGUGUGAGCCACAAGUCGGACGUCUACUCAUUUGGUAUGGUUCUAUUUGAAGUCCUGACUGGGAGGAGGGUAUAUGACUAAGACAACGGAGAUUGGACGUUCUUAAGUAAAUUGGUCAAAUCCCAUUAUGAAAAAGGAACACUCAAUGAUAUCAUCCAUCCGGGUCUACUCAACCAAAUGGACUCGCAAGCAUUAAAUGUAUUCUCAGAAGUAGCCUAUUGCUGCUUGAACGAUCAACGAGCACAACGCCCAAGUAUAGAGAGGGUUAUCUUUGCACUUGAGCAAGCAUUAAAACAUCAACUCUCACGUGUAAACUCAGAACGCCAGGUUGAAGGCAUAUCAACCAACUACUGGAAGGGAAAAGAUUUGGAACACUUGAAGAUUGGAUUUGAUGCUAUAAAGUUAGCUACCGAAAAUUUUUCUGAAAAAUAUCGCAUUGGGUCAGGCGGGUAUGGUGAUGUGUACAAAGCAAAACUUGAACAUAUUGAUUUCUCUGUAGUGAAAGACAAUAAGGAAUCAGAAUUGCCUAGGAGACGUAGCACUGUAGCUAUAAAAAGGAUAUUUAACAGAGAAGGAGAACAUGGGUUCAUUGCAGAAGUUGAAACACUUAGUAGUUGUAUGCAUCCAAAUAUAGUGUCUCUUCUUGGAUUCUGUCAUGAACCUCCUCAUAUGAUCCUUGUCUAUGAGCAUGUUUCUAAUGGAAGCCUUGAUGAUUAUUUGGGAAGAGAAGGAAAGAUGACUAAUUUUACUUGGGUGCAACGAAUAAAGAUAUGCAUUGAUAUUGCACGUGGAUUGAAUUACAUCCACACCACCACGGACUACAAACAAAAGAUAAUUCAUCGCGACAUAAAAAGUGCCAAUAUUCUGUUGGAUGAGAACUGGAGGGCGAAGAUUGCUGACUUUGGACUCUCCAAAUUUCAUCCGCAUGAUCAUAUGGCGAGCACUCUCAAUGCAAGCAUCGUUGCAGGCACACAAGUUUACUUGGAUCCAGAAUAUGAGAGGACGGGCAAGUUGAAAAAGGAAUCUGAUGUUUACUCUUUUGGGGUAGUAUUAUUUGAGAUGUUGUCUGGGAGAUUGGCAUAUGAUCUGGUGUACACAAAUGAAAAUGAAAAGGGCCUUGCACCCAUAAUGAGAGAACUCUUUGAUAAGGGAAAAAUAAAGGAAAUAGUAGAUCCCAAUUUGAAGGAAGAAAGUAAUUUUACACUAAGAAAAGGACUCAAUCAAGAUUCUGUGAAUACAUUCUCAAUAAUUGGGUACAAAUGUUUGACUGAAAAACAAGCCGAUCGUCCAACAAUGAAAGUUGUCAUUGAGGAAUUUGAGAAAGCAUUAAACUUUGAGGAAACUCACAAGGAUAGCCUUCGAAUAUCAUUUGAAGACAUAAGAUUGGCCACACAAAACUUCAAUACUAAAAUUGGACGGGGAAGACAUGGGAAUGUUUAUCAAGGAGAAGUUUUAGGUGUGAAUGGACCUACCCCCAUUGCUGUAAAGCAGUAUGAAGAGAACGAUGAUUAUGAUGAGGACGGAGAAAGAGAAUUUCUGACAGAACUUGAAAUUCUUUUUGAAUAUAAGCACGAGAACAUUAUUGGCCUUAUAGGCUAUUGUAACGAAGAUAAUAAGAAAUUCUUAGUUUUUGAGCAGGCCCCUUACGGAGGUUUGAAUUUCCACGUAGACAAUGAUAGUCUUACGUGGACAGAACGGCUUAAGAUUGGCAUUGAUGUUGCAAUUGGGUUGGAUUUCCUUCAUGGAGGUGAUUCUCCGGUGAUACAUAGGGGUAUAAACUCCAACAACAUUCUACUUAACGAUGAUUGGAAAGCAAAAAUAACAGAUUUUGGGGAAUGA